UCCAACUUCAAACAAAAUCUACUCGUUCCCAACAACAUGGACAGACAAAUCACGUGGGCUGAGAUCUUGGAUGAAUAUGAGGCCCGGGAGUCGGCGUGCCAGUCGACCACGUGGGGGGACGUUAUGGAUAAGGUGGACCCUUUCCCAGGCCAAAGUUACAAGAAUCGCUCCCCAAAGAGGAUAAUUGGGGAGUUGAAGGACGUCAGCGGGAUGAAGCAUCUCCAGGAAAAGAACCUUAGCAAAGAAAGAUGCACCAUGGAAGAGGAGCGCCUCUUUGAGGUGCAGCGCAUUGCCAGGGCGAAGUGCCGCACAGAUGAGAAGUACUUCCGAGACUAUCUCCUCAAGAAGCGCCUCAUUCAAGUGAAGUACUUCAUUGAUGAGAAGCAUCAUCUCGAGAUGAUGUGUCCUGAGGAGAAGAAUCUGGAGGAGGAGGAGAAGUGUCUCGCCAACGUGAAACGCGUCGAGGAGGAGAAGCGCCUUGAGCAGGAGCAGCGCCUUGCCAGCAUUGCAACCAUCACCACCACCGCAUGA
Messenger RNA from Lethenteron reissneri (Far Eastern brook lamprey), 531 nucleotides. Its product is annotated as S phase cyclin A-associated protein in the endoplasmic reticulum-like. The record is from RefSeq and is a predicted model, not a curated record. Lineage: Eukaryota; Metazoa; Chordata; Hyperoartia; Petromyzontiformes; Petromyzontidae.